AUGUCCAUCAGAGCUCUGGAAUUCUACAGCGGCAUAGGGGGCUUGCACCUUGCGUUAUUAAGAAGCGGCAUCGAUGCACAGGUCAUUCGUGCUUUCGACUGGGACCAAACCGCCUGUCAAGUUUACGAAACUAACCACGGAGAUAUCGUCCAGAAGGCUGAUAUCUCUACAUUAGGCGCGUCGUCACUCUCUCCAUUGCAAGCAGAUCUUUGGCUCUUGUCCCCCGCAUGCCAACCCUACACGGUUCUAAACCCAAACGCCAAAGGCGCGAAAGACCCCCGAGCCCAAUCGUUCCUGCACCUUGUCCAGAAUGUUCUUCCUGAGCUGUCUUCUGGUGAUGAGCACCCAGAUCGAUUGUUCGUUGAAAAUGUAGCAGGGUUUGAGAUGUCAAGUACUCGGCAAAUACUCGUCUCUACCCUCCGAGCCAUCGGAUACACGAUCACCGAGUUCCUGCUUACGCCUCUGCAAUUCGGCGUCCCAAAUUCUCGCCUCCGGUAUUACUUGCUCGCAAAGAAAUCGCCUCUAUCCUUCGCCACCAUCCAACCCAGUGAAAAUGGCGUGAUAUGGCGACAGAUACCAGGAAAGGGUCUUCCAUGGACCGAUCCUAGACUCGAUGAACAGGUUCAAACUUCCAAUCCGCCCAUGAUCCACACUAUCAAGGAAUAUCUAGACCCGAACGAUGGUUCUGAGAUUUAUGGGAUUCCGGACAAGGUGCUGAAGAAAUGGGGCCGUCUUUUCGACAUUGUCAAGCCGUCAUCCCGGAGGACCUGUUGUUUUACGAGAGGUUACACCCAACUGGUCGAAAGGGCAGGAUCGAUCUUGCAAGAAAAUGAAGAUUUGGAUACCACUGCCACUUUCGACGCGUUCCUUGAAGCCUCCAAUAGCGGUGACCACCACGUCGUGGACAUCCUCCGCCCACUCCGCCUCAGAUACUUCUCUCCCUCCGAACUGCUACGAAUCUUUGCGUUCGACCCUCCGACGUCUGCGGGCCCAUCGACCUUCGUCUGGCCAGAAAAAAUAUCCACAAAAUCGAAAUACAAGCUCAUCGGCAACAGCGUGAACGUACACGUCGUCCAACAGCUCAUCAUGUACUUGUUCCAGGAACCGGAGCCCAUGUAA
Molecule: messenger RNA, 1119 nt
Organism: Cyclocybe aegerita
Lineage: Eukaryota; Fungi; Basidiomycota; Agaricomycetes; Agaricales; Hemipholiotaceae
Source: the annotation of a GenBank genome assembly